CCAACGCAAUCGUCGUUGCCCAACAGCCAGCCGACCACUCCCAAUGGGCGCCCUUCGGCAUGGUCCUGGUCUGCGCAGCGGAAAAUGGCCCGGCUCUAUCUGUAUACCACGCUUCCGGCUGAAAAGAUUCGAGCCAUUAUCAACGCUCAUUCUCCGGACAAGACCAUAAAGCAAAGCUCCGCGAACAAAAAGCUCCAGUCCUUCUUUGAUAAGGAACCGCGAUGGCUCCAUCCUCAUGACAACAAAGACAUGGGGCGGCGCAUCACCGAGCUGGCCAAUUCGCCAACCCAGCUCCAAAAGGCUUGGGAGGUGCAGCUCUCGUCGGCUCAUUUGAGCCCCCAGGACCAGUCUUCGCUGUAUGCAAGAAGCGACUUUCUUGGCAUCGGCGCAUCACCAAGCGACGCUUGCUCGGAAUCCAUUUACGGCAGCGAUGCUUUCUCGGAAUCGCAAAUGUCGCUUUCUUACGCCGUGCCCGAUGCUCCAGGAGAAAGUCCGGGCGAAAGCCGUGGAAGCCGAGACCAUUCUGUGGACGAUGGCCAGGAUUUCAGCCCAUUUAUCCCGUUUCUUCAGCGAACUACCGGCAUGACGGAGUCAAGCGCAAGGACUACGGGCACUUUUAGAGAUCAUCUCCAGGGAUACACAGAGCCUUAUAUCAAGGUGGUCAAGCGUCUUGUCAAGAGAUUCACUUCGCCGGCACUCGAACAGUUGAGCGCAUCCUCGCAGCACGACAAGCGCGUGGAUCCUAGCCAUGAUUGGAUUGGCGAGCUGGCUGAAAGAAUGUCUCACACCCACGAGCAUUCCUUGAUCUUGCCUGGAGCUUUUGUCAGUUUCGAAAGUCUCGAUUUUGCAAAUGGCUCAGGAGUGCUAGCGGCCUGGAGGCACUGGUGUGGCUGCAUCCAAAACCGAGGCAAGAUCUGCUGGUUGAUGCCCGAUGGACUGACAGAUCUUGCUACAGCCGUCUUGAAUCUGCAAUCUACACAGUUUGAUGAUAUGCCAUGUGAUUGCUUUUCAAACACAGCACUGCAUUUCCUGGGGGCUUGCGCCACUCCCGAAGUGUUAUGUCGGGCUCUCAUGGAGGGCGAGUGUUCUCGCAUCAUCAACGCUCAAAACACUGCUGGACAGACGUUUAUGCAUCUUCUCACUCCCUCAAAUGGAUGGAAUCAUCAAUCGGUUCUUGGGUUGAUCAGUAUUGCGCAGCACAAGGGAUUCAACAUGUCCGCGCGAGACUGCCUUGGCCAAUCCAGUCUCCAUGUGCUCAAAAAGCUAAACUUGCUGCCAUACGGAUGGAGUGAUAUGAGUCUUUACGAGUUUCACGUGCGAGAUGCCUUUGGGUGUAUUCCGGUUAAUCACGAAGUGAGCCGCGAAGUGAAUCCAAGCCACACGCAAGCGUUUCAGCAUGAAAACGUUGAAAACGGAAGCGAGAGCGUUCCGAUACCCGACCCUGCACUCAAUCCCGGAGAGAGUAACAAUCCCGAAAUAUCGCAGGAGAGCCAGCUUUUGCAAAACAUCAGAAUGUCCUUUACCAGUCCGCAUUGGGAAGACGAAUAUGGGCACAAUGGCCUGCACUGUCUUGCCAUGGCAACGCUGAGUUUGGAAAGCUUGGCGGAAAAGCACGACAUGAAAGAGGAGGCGGAACAGGUCCUUGCUCCGGAGAGUUUCCACCACUUGAGCGACUCGUCUACAGAAAGACUGCAGCUUCGUCUCUCGAUACUGGAAAGCUUGCUCGCUGCCGGACAGGACCCCAACCACCGAGACAAGUUUGGCCAGACCCCUUUGAUGGCUUUCGUUGCGGCGCUUCCGGAGGAUGGCGGAUACAAGAUUGGGCCUACCAUCUUGAAGUGUCUCAUUUCAAAGGGCGCUGAUGUCAAUGCGCGGAACAGGGCCGGAGAAACCGCCUUGCACGUUGCCGUGCGUUUUCACAGGAAGCUCGCCAUCAGGGUAUUGACUGAGGCGGGGGCCAAUGUCCAUGUCACGGAUGCUUGUGGUCGAAGCUUGCUUGCUGUGUGUGACGAUGAGCUGGCAAAGUACAGCCAUCCGGCAGAGUAUGGCAAGUACUUGGCUUGCAGGGCGUUCUUGAGUGGGCAGGCUGGCGCGGUGCAGGAUCCGUUCUUUUUGCAGCAGUGG
Messenger RNA from Trichoderma atroviride IMI 206040, 2124 nucleotides. RefSeq lists its product as uncharacterized. Lineage: Eukaryota; Fungi; Ascomycota; Sordariomycetes; Hypocreales; Hypocreaceae. Gene Ontology annotation, molecular function: protein binding. The record is from RefSeq and is a predicted model, not a curated record.